Messenger RNA from Monoraphidium neglectum, 1011 nucleotides. RefSeq names its product alcohol dehydrogenase. The record is from RefSeq and is a predicted model, not a curated record. Gene Ontology annotation, molecular function: oxidoreductase activity. Lineage: Eukaryota; Viridiplantae; Chlorophyta; Chlorophyceae; Sphaeropleales; Selenastraceae. The coding region runs from base 1 to 1011 and encodes 336 amino acids. The transcript has 14 exons.
AUGGAGUACUUGGCCGUCGAAAUUAAGGAGUUCAGCGAGACGGCGCCCGUGAACGGCACCAAGCUGGCAAAGCGCGUCACCCGGGACCCCGGCGCCGGCGAGGUGCAGGUCAAGAUGACGCUGGCCGCGGUCAACCCGUCUGACGUGUUCAGCCUCCAGGGUAUCUAUCCCAGGAUGGGAAGGGACCUGCCGGCUGUGCCAGGAUUUGAUGGCGUCGGCGUUGUCACCAAGGUCGGCCCCGGGGUGGAGGGCUUCGCCCCGGGUCAGCGCGUCACCGCGCGGCCCUGGCGCGCCGACAAGGGGGACGGCAGCUGGCAGCAGUACACCACGAUUCCCGCAAACCUGCUGGUGCCCGUGCCCGACGCCGUCUCGGACGAGGUGGCCGCUCAGUUCUAUAUCAACCCCGUCACAGUCGUGGGUCUGCUGGAGGAGACGGCGGUGCCCAAGGGGGGCUACCUGAUUGUGACCGCAGCCGGGUCCACUCUGAGCAAGAUGCUCCUGUCAAUGGCCAAGUCACAAGGCAUCAAGACCAUCGCGGUUGUGCGGCGCCAAGAGCAGGCCCAGGAGAUCCUGGCAGCUGGCGCCGACCAUGUGGUGUGCUCAACCACAGAGGACCUGGUGGCGCGCGUCAAGGAAAUAACAGGGGGCGUCGGCGCCGACGCCGCCGCUGACUCGGUCGCAGGCCCGCUGGCGGAGCAGCUGGGAAACAGCCUGAAGACGGGCGGGCUUGUCCUGAUAUACGGCAUCAUGGACGGAGCCAGCUUUACGGGCUCAGCCAUUGGGGUCCUCUUCAACGGGAUCGUCUACAAGGGCUUCUGGAUGGAGCCCUGGCUGUCGGGCCUGGGCCCCGAGGGCCAGGCGGCGGUGAUGACCAAAACGAUGGACGCACUGGCCGCCGGGGCCAUGACGCCGGACGUCGGCAAGGUGUACCCCCUGGAGCGCUACCAAGAGGCCGUGGAGGAGAGCGCCAAAACGGCGCGCGGCGGGAAGGUCCUGAUCAAGCUGAACUGA